AUGGAGAGCUCAGGUUUCAACUCAGAGGCGCAAACCUACAGUUCCAACCUCGACUACACUCUCAAGGAACUCCAAAAGAAGGUCAAAGACCACGAACUCGAGCUAGCCAAGCUCAAGGCACGUCACGGGGGUGUAAUCAGUUCCCCUGCGGUCCAGGUUCAAGUGAUCAACAAUGCGCUUGAGACUGCGACGAAUUCAGAGCCGUUCAUGCCUUUCCCGGGUUCGGUUCUCCCGGCCUUGCUGGCGCUGCGCAAGACUCACGAGACGAUCAACGAGUCCAGAGCAUACUUAGCUUCUCAGAGCGCGGUCGCGGAUGGCGAGAAGCGAGAGCUGGAAUCGGAACUCACUCGUUUGAAGGACCAGAGUCUCCUCACCGAGGCGCUGGACACGCGGAUCAAGUCUCUUGAACAGGAGCUCACCUCGACGACGGAGACGGAUCCAGAGGAUGGUCUUAGGGAGCGGCAGGAGGAGCUUCAGCAGAAGAAGAAGCGCUACGACGUGGAAAGCAAGCAACUUUUUAAAUCACUUCGGCAGUUCAUUGAUGAGCACCUGGCGCCGAUGUUGGCGGCCGAAGACCUGGGAGGCCCUAUCGUGGGCGACAUGAUGGACAUUGACCAAGAAGAUCUGGAGUCUGGCUUUAAUGCCCAGGGCAAGCCAAAACGCGCCAAAGCCGGUGAUGGCGUGGAGAAGGGGCAAAGGCGCCUUGAUGAGAUUUGGGGCGAUGGCGGGGAGGGGAGGCAAGAUCGCGACAGUGAAGACAAGACUGCUGCUGCGGGCAGUGAGAUGAAGCAGCUUCUACAAGCACUCGUGCAGCAGCUCGACGAGGCCAAGGGGGACAAUUCGCGAUCAUACGUGAAACUGGCUCGGGAGUCAGCGGCUGCAAGAUUUCUAGUGAGGUCACAAGUGGCACAGUUCCAUCCCAAGGAUGCCUCUAGGCUAAGGCUGGUAGAUUUCGGGAGGGAGCUUGACGCAUGA
Clonostachys rhizophaga is the source of this 975-nucleotide messenger RNA. The record is from the annotation of a GenBank genome assembly. Lineage: Eukaryota; Fungi; Ascomycota; Sordariomycetes; Hypocreales; Bionectriaceae.